Messenger RNA from Sus scrofa (pig), 1132 nucleotides. The record is from RefSeq and is a predicted model, not a curated record. Lineage: Eukaryota; Metazoa; Chordata; Mammalia; Artiodactyla; Suidae.
CCAGCCUCUUGGGUGACAUGUUCCCCAUGCUGUCGGUAAUUGAUGAAAUGGCAGAAGAAGGGCUCAUUUUCUGGGGACUUGCCCGAAGGCGCACAGGCACCCUGAUCAUGGCCAUAUUGGCUUCUGGAAUACUUGCAGGUGAGACUCCACCACACCUUGACUUGGGGUCUUGGACUCAGGGGGAGAUAAACCUUUCAAAAAAUCCUGCUGGGUUUAAGUCAGGAGAGAGAUGAAUGAGACUGUCUGAUGUUGGAUGAGUAGGGGCUGCCGUUAGUACUGCCUUGUGCCGCUAAUGCAAGUACCAGCCAGACCAGAACUUCAGCAAGAAGGAGAAAGUAGAGGAGGAAAUUCAACUGAAGCAUACAGCUGAAGAAAGUCCUUUGGGAUCUGUACCUGAAGCAGGAACCUCAAACCCUCUAAAGAGUCUGUGGGAGCCUGUCAGCCCCACCCCCACUCUGAAAUCUGGCCAGAUGGUCUAUGGAUGCGCCUUCCUGCUGGUUCUCCUGCUGACCAUCCUGGGCCUGUUUCUGGCCCAGUGGCCCAGCCGCGUGUUCUCUGGAGACCCCGGGUUCACAGCAGGGGCUGUGCUGCUGCUGCUGCUCAUUGCGGGGAUCACUGCCAUCAUUUGGAGGCAGCCCCAGAACCCCUCUCCUCUUCCCUUCAGGGUCCCUGCUCUGCCCGUCCUCCCAGUGCUGAGCAUCUUUGUGAAUGUCUACCUGAUGAUGCAGAUGUCCUCUGCGACCUGGGCCCAGUGUGGCAUCUGGAAUGCCCUUGGACUUGCUAUCUUCUUUGAAUAUGGGAUCCGACACAGCUUGGAGGAGAAGAGGGAUCCACAGCCACCAGCCUCCAAUUUCCAGACUCUGGAUGAACACACCCCUGGUGCUGAAUCCUCUUAACCGUAGGAAGUAGAUGCUGUGUGUGUUUCCCUUCAAACACGGGAGGUGUCUUGUGGUUCAAGGGACACUGUGAUCCUCUGUGGGGUAUGAGUGGGUUGCAUUUAGAGCCCUGUUUUCAUUGACAGAGGACUGAAUCACUUUAAUAUUGUAUAAUUUUUUUCUGAAAUUUUAUUUUUAUUUUUUACAGAAUAAAAUACAUACAUUUAAACACAAUUACAUUCACACAGAUUAUUAUA